This is a messenger RNA of Phalaenopsis equestris, 572 nucleotides long. Its product is annotated as peptidyl-prolyl cis-trans isomerase CYP19-4-like. The transcript is spliced from 3 exons. Gene Ontology annotation, molecular function: peptidyl-prolyl cis-trans isomerase activity. NCBI's taxonomy places the organism in Eukaryota, Viridiplantae, Streptophyta, Magnoliopsida, Asparagales, Orchidaceae. Gene Ontology annotation, biological process: protein peptidyl-prolyl isomerization. Bases 74 to 394 code for a protein of 106 amino acids. The record is from RefSeq and is a predicted model, not a curated record. Gene Ontology annotation, cellular component: intracellular membrane-bounded organelle.
AAAAGGCAUAGGCAAAAGUGGGAAACCACUUCACUUCAAGGGAAGCUCAUUCCACAGAAUUAUUCCUAGUUUUAUGAUCCAGGGAGGCGACUUCACUCUAGGAGAUGGCAGAGGGGGGGAAUCCAUUUACGGAGAGAAAUUUGAGGAUGAGAACUUCAAAAUCAAGCACACAGGACCAGGACUGUUAUCCAUGGCAAAUGCUGGCCGUGGUACCAAUGGAUCCCAAUUCUUCAUCACAACAGUUACAACGAGCUGGUUGGAUGGGAGGCAUGUUGUGUUUGGUAAGGUGCUAUCUGGUAUGGAUGUGGUGUACAAAAUUGAAGCAGAAGGGCGACAAAACGGAACACCUAAAAGCAAGGUCGUAAUUGCUGAUAGUGGAGAUUUGCCACUGUGAGUUGAUAACGCCCUUCAUUAGCUUAUGCAUUAUCUUUUGUGUGCUAGAACAAUGGAUAUGAAUAUCUAUGGACCAGUUAAAUGUUUUAUUUUAUUUUAUUUUUGAAUUUUUAUAUUUUAUAGUUGAGGUGGUGGCCUUGAAUACAUUUUAAGUUUAUAGUUGAGAAUAUUUGGGUACA